UGUCAGUCCUGACGUUUAUUAGCCCGGUAUUGAGGUACGUGUUGAAAUUUUCAAGCCGUCUGUGCUGUCGAAAUGAAACUUUUUCACCCGCUUGGAUGGCGCGUCACGGAAUUUGAUACGACUUCUUUGAAGGCACGAAUGCGAAUCUGUUUUGUUUGACUUAUUCCAAAUUAAGUAAUACGAGAUAAGUGAAACAAGAGGUCAGCUGUAAUGUCACUAAAACAAAAGCGGGUUCAUUCUAGCUCAGAAUAGUUGAAUUUUCAUUAUCGCCAUGAUUGUAGUGCACAUUUUGUUCGUUUUGUCGUUCAUCACGUUACUGUUGGCUGCCAACAACUCGCUGCCGGAAGAUUUGAGGAAAAAGAAGGCGUUUUUGGUGAGGAAACAUCUGAAGAGGCUGAAGAAGGUUGAGGGUGGGGUUAAGCUGGUUGGGGGGAGGGCAGAGUUUGAGGGUAAUGUCGAAAUUUUGCAUGAGGGCCAGUGGGGCGCCAUCUGCGAUGACGAAUGGGACAUAGCAGAAGCGGAUGUUAUCUGCAGACAAUUGGGUUAUCCAGCGGGAACCGGAAGACCCACCGCCAACUCCCAUUUCGGCCCGGCGAAACGAAAAUACUGGAUGGACAACGUGUUCUGCAGCGGCGACGAAGACGAGAUCAUCAAUUGCCGGUUCGACGGCUGGGGGCGCCACGAUUGCACCUCAACGGAGGCGGCGGGAGUAAUAUGCGAAGAAUACGUCGAGAAAGAGGUGAAAGAAGUAGUAGUGGAGACGAAAAAGAAAAAUUUGGUGCGACUGCCAGAACGUCUCAAGAUCCGAUUAAAAGGAGGUCGAAUAGCGAGCGAAGGAAGGGUCGAGGCAAAAAAUGAAAAUGGCGAAUGGGAAGCCAUUUGCGGCGACGGAUGGUCUCUGCUUGAAGCUAUCGUCGUCUGCAAGCAACUGUCGUUAGGUUACGCCAGCGACGCGCCUCAGACCGACUUCUUCGGCGGCAACCUCACCGCCGCCAGCCUCUCGGGCAUAAAAUGCCGCGGCAACGAGCCCUCCCUCGCCCUCUGCCUCCACGACGCCGCCGCCACCGGCUCCUGUUCCUCAAUCAAAGACGUGGCGGCUGUUAGCUGCGUGAACGCCAUGUCCGACCUGGUGAUCGACCACGUGGACCUGCAACGCACCGCCCACCUCGAGGACCGCCAACUCUUCUUCCUGCAGUGCGCCAUGGAGGAGAACUGUUUGGCCUCGCAAGCUUACGAGAUUCAAAAGGAAUCGACUUCGUGGCAUUUGGAAACCAGGCGACUUUUGAGAUUUACGGCGAGGAUUUUCAAUGCCGGAACGGCGGACUUCCGGCCCGCUAUACCUAAACAUCUAUGGGAAUGGCACAUGUGUCAUAUGCACUACCACAGCAUGGAGGUGUUCGCGACCUUCGACGUUUACGACUCGAAGGGCCGCAGGGUGGCCGAGGGGCACAAGGCUUCUUUCUGUCUUGAGGACAACCAGUGCCUUCCGGGGGUGGAGCCGCGUUUUGCCUGCGCCAACUACGGGGACCAGGGGAUCUCGGUUAAUUGCAGCGACAUCUACAAGUACACGGUGGACUGUCAGUGGGUUGACAUAUCUGACAUUGAGCCGGGGAUUUACACGCUCAAAGUUGCCAUCAAUCCGGAGUUUAAGGUGCCGGAGAUGACAUUUGAGAAUAAUGCGGCCGUUUGUCAGUUUUAUUACUCGGAAACUUUCGGGACGGUCACGAAUUGCACGAUACAGCGGCCGUGAGGGGUGGGGGAUGGAGGAGGGGUGGUAGUUUGCAUAUAGGUGAUAUUGUUGUGGAAACACUGCCAUUGUAUUUAUUUUAGGAAAUGGGUAGAUGUGUUUUAGGUGAAAUAAAGUU
Molecule: messenger RNA, 1865 nt
Organism: Zophobas morio
Lineage: Eukaryota; Metazoa; Arthropoda; Insecta; Coleoptera; Tenebrionidae
Gene: Loxl2
Product: lysyl oxidase homolog 2
Exons: 6
Coding region: 272-1750 (492 amino acids)
Biological process (GO): peptidyl-lysine oxidation
Cellular component (GO): membrane
Molecular function (GO): protein-lysine 6-oxidase activity; copper ion binding
Source: RefSeq, a predicted model, not a curated record